GAGUGACAUGUCAAAUGAUGUAGGCAAAGCAUUGACAAGUGCAUAUUUACUACAGUUUGCAUAAGUUUGUACAAAUAAUGGCCACUACCUACGGCGAUGUCAAUAGAGGACCACUAACUUUAAAACAUGACGAUGAGUAGGAGUUUGGACGAAGCUUUCCUGUCCAGAAAGAUCCAGGCGUGCAAUCGUCAUCACAUGGACGGUAUCCUCAAGUUCACGCCGAGGGAUUUUACCAAAUAUAAGCCAAGUUUCAACGAAAUUAUGAUGGAGACUAACCACCGCUUUAAGGGUUUUCCCACCAACAGUAUGAUCAGUCCGCGUGAACCGAUCCGCGGCGGCGGACUGGACGACCCACAUCUUCGUCUUUUCGCUCAGACCCGUCAUUUCGACAAGGGAAAGAUGGGCGGCCCGUACAGUAACUGGUACAACCACUACAAUUAUCUUUCAAAAGAAGGUAAACCUGCGAUAGAUGAGGGUCAUUACAGUAUUCGUUAUGGAGAACAAAUCCCAGUGGAUUCUGGGACACCCAAGCCGAUCGCCGGAGCACUUUACCCAGAAAGAAGCUCAGCAGAACAUCGUAAAUUUCGCAAGCACCAGAUCGAGGCCGAGGACGACCUUCAGAAGUUCAAGAUGGAAAAGCUACAGAAGGCGCUGAACCAGGGCGAAGAGAAGAAGAAGGAUUGGGAGAUGCUUCAGGAGUAUAACCCGUGGGGGAGGCCAGGAGGUGGUGCACCUAAGCAACCCGACAACAGAAAACAAAAAUUCGGCGAGGAAGAGCUACACACAUCACAGGUCAGUCCACGGAAGGGUGAUGAACAGUUCCAUGAUAGCUUCGGGAGGCCGGGAGGUGGCGCCCCCUUACGAACAAAUUCCGGCCAUUUAAAAACGGAGAUCUCAGGCGACCCGAAUAUCCGGUUCCACCAGGCGGAAAAUAAUCACGUUGUGCGACAGCAGAUUGGUGAGAAUAUGCGAUAUGUGACGAGGCAGGAACGUGGACGAAAAUAUGCAAAUGAAUUGGACCAGCAAAUUGUUCAAAGAGCUUUGACGGAACAAGAGCAGAGAAUCAGUGACCUUAAGCAAGAAUAUGAAAUGAUGAAACAUCAUCCAUACGGCCGACCGGGCGCCGGAGCGCCGAAUCUCUCCCAAUCAGGUAAUGUCAAGAAUCAUGGGAAAUCAUGGCAUCGCUAUCAGUACCAACCCAACGAACAUCUUGAUGCGUUGUUAGAAGAGCGCCGAAAGAACGAUUUCGGAGAUGAGAACUUGCCGCCAUUUUCUCACCGAGAUUGGGACACGUGGCAACAGCCGUACGAUAGUCCACGGCGAAAUGACCUCGAUGAACAACCAAGAAAAAUAGCUCGAGGUGAUGAGAAUAAGAAUGUGUAUGACCCAUGGGGUAAGGGCUAUGGAGGCCCUGUCAGGGACAGUAGAGGGAAUGUAAUCAACAGUCGAAGAUCUGAUGGCAAGAAUGGUAUCAAUGAGUUUGAAGACCAGAGAGCUAGGGGAGCAACUUUGAACAAGUUUGGUGACGGUGAAGGUGGUGGUGCCCCCACUAGGACAGAGAGUGGACACAUCAGGACGACACACCCAAUAACAUUACGAGCGGACGAAAGAGGAGCACCAUUUUUCACAAAACCAUACUCACCUCCGUCAAAAGAGACCAAGAGUGAGUUGAGUAUAAAAGAGGAAAUUCCCGGGCAACGCUCUGGAGAAGAGCCAAGUUCCUGGUAUCCUUUUGGUACGGCAGGAGGUGGCGCCCCCAAUAGGGAUGCAAAUGGAAACAUCAUCACGCACAUUUAUGCUAAGGAAACGCUAGAGAGAGAUUCAGCCGACCAGCGUAGGAAGGCGAGAAAUGCAAGGGAGUACCUCAAUGAAUUAGAAUCGGAACGCGAUGAGCAACAUCAGAAGAUGUUGGAAGAGAAAAGAUACAGAAGGGCUCCGAUCGGUGAAUUUGCACGCAUAGUGAAAGAUGGCCAGGUUGGCAAGCCCAAACGUGACCCGUAUACAGGAGAACUAGGAAACCAGGCUCUGCCAAUGACAGAUGUCACAAAGGAUAGAACUGGCUACGUCUCGCAGAAAAAUGACAGCACUAGAGAUUACCACACGCACCUUCAGAGGGCUGCAGAGGAGAGGCACCGCCUCCGUCGCAUGGACGGGUACAAGGAAAAACAGGAAUCAAGACAGCACCAUGAGGUCUUUGGAGAGUUCUUUGGGCGACCUGGAGGUGGCGCGCCUAACCCUGCUGGACCCAGACGACACGACACAGACGAAGUGGUCCAUUCGCCAAGAAAGGAUCAUCCAACUUACUAUGACAAUAAAGAUUGGUGGCAAUACAAGUCAACUAAGCCUAAUACUGAUAAUGGUUACGAGAAACACGACUAUGUGAAAUCGUACGACCCAGACUUUGUCAGAAAAUCCUACGAGAGUCCACGGCAAUUUGAAGAUGGGGACCUCCCAUCCAGCUAUAUCCGUAGUACGGUGAACAGCAAACAUGAUAACCAAUAUGAGUAUUAUGUUCCCCAGGAGCCCCUCUCAAAGGCACAUCAAGUGGAUAUACCAUACGCAACACACUAAUGGUGGGAGAUCGUUAGGAACAAGACAUGCUAUGGAGAGGUGGCAACAUCACAUCUCCACUUUAGACCAUACUCAACAUUUUCUUGCCAAAUUUUGUAAAAAAACUAGUAAAAUGUCAUAUUGCUAUUUUCCGUCCAGAAUUUGUUCCUUUUUUUUACAAAAUUGUUGAUUAUCCAACGGUAUGGUAUUUGAAAGUGUAGUCAUUACCAAAACAAACUGGUAACUGAAAAAACUAAACAGUGCCAGAGUUAGAAAUUGUUUUGCAAUCCUUUGUUAAUUGAUUACAUUUAGGUAUGGGCCUUUAUAAUUUACCUAGAUUAGUUAAGAACACCCUAAGAUGUAACAUCUUGGCUUUAUGUGUAUAUAUUUCUAAAAAAUUAUUUUUACCAAAUCUCAUUGAUAUUCUGUUUAUGUGCCGUUUUGCAAAUAACAUAUGUGCCGUUGUUCAUUUUGUGUUUUUUUCUCGUAAAAUUAUUGUUUACAGAAACGUUUAUUUUGAUAUUUUUCAAAUACUGAUCGAUCUGACACAUUUUUGCUUAUUCUGGUUGGAGAUAAGAUUCAAAAGUGAAUUGACACUGAACUGUUUUUAAAGUUGAAGUGACUCUUCUGACAGUUUAGUUAUUUAUUUAUUGAAAUUUUUACUGUACAUGUACAUCCACGUAUACAAUAAUAGUGACGACAGAAACAUGUACAGAGUGGUGUUGGCACAGGAAAUGUCCUAUGUGAGCCAGCACCACAAAGUAUAAAUAAACUAGUUGAUAUCACAGAAGCAGUAAACAUUAAAAAAACAGUAAUAAACACAAUCAUAAUAUUGUCAGUUCACCCUUAAGAAAUCAAAUCAAAUGGUUUCGCAGUCAUUUAUAAUUAUUUCUGUGAUCUGUAUUGUUAUGUCCUUUCCUUAUUUGUGAAUAUUUUUUUAAACAUGCUGUAAUACAUGUAGUGUGAUAUUUUGUGACACAUAUUUUCUUGUUUAUUAUUAUAUGUGAUACUUCUGCAGACGUUGGCCAGAAGGGUGCCAUUUAUAGUUCUCAUACAUUCAAGUUUGUACCAGAGUUACAUGUCUAUUUCAUGUCCAGGAGGGCAUAAAUCUAUUUUUACCAUUACAAUAAAAUUCCCUCACUAAUUUCUAAAGUUGGUGUUGACUUGAGAUAGCAUAAAUGUGACCAGCAACUUUGAAUUUUAGUGCACUUUCUGGUUAUAACAAUAUUAAAAACUUCUGGAAGACACUGACAGAACUUCUAGUUUUUAGCUGUUAGUUUUUUUGACAAAGUGGGUUAGAAAAAUUAGUGCUUCCAAUUUGUACCAAUAGGUGGCGCGGCCAUCUAUUCAAAACUGUUUUUACGUCACACGAUUUUUGUUGCACGUAUUUUUUUUCAUUGAUGAAUUUAUCAAAUUAACCGUUUGAUGGGCUUAUCAUUUGUUAUGAAGUCAUAAUCCGUCCAAACUGAUUACAGAGGUCAGAUUAGCUAGAAAAAAGCCAUUUGGGACCAAAACCACCAUAUGGAAAGAAAAUCACUGUCCCUAAUACUAAUAGUGUCCUGCUAACAGAGAUGUCUGCAAAGGGAGGUGCCACUUAAUUAUCCUCUGCCCCACUCUUUAAACAGAGGUUUCCUGGCCAUUUUCCUGUCACCAGACAGAAAAACGAAUUGUUUUAGUGUUUUCUGGGUCAAUGACUGAAAAAUUAUUUCCUGGAGUGUUUCAUAUCACCAGGCCAAUGAGAGAAAAAUUUGUUUCCUGGAGUGUUUCAAGGCCAACUGCAGAUGAUAUUGUUAAAUGUUCUGCUGAGUAUGACUAUUGUAUAUAUUAGUGUUUUAUGCAUCUUUAAAGUAUAUUUAUUGUAUAGCUGUACUUUUAUAUAGAGGAUUACAUGUCAGUCUUUUAUAGGUAACUUUUUUAGAGAAAUUUCUAUACAUUUUGUAGUAUUGUUAGGCCAUUCAAUGUUUUAUGUACACAUGUUUCAUACGAUCAUGCUUGGACGAUAAAACUAUUUUGGAAGAA
This is a messenger RNA of Lineus longissimus, 4569 nucleotides long. RefSeq lists its product as uncharacterized. NCBI's taxonomy places the organism in Eukaryota, Metazoa, Nemertea, Pilidiophora, Heteronemertea, Lineidae. The record is from RefSeq and is a predicted model, not a curated record. The transcript has 22 exons. Bases 127 to 2571 code for a protein of 814 amino acids.